CACAAUUGCAUACGCAAAAACACUGUGCCAUUUGCCCUUGAUACUAACGAACGUUAGAAGAAGAAAAAAGACAAAAAAGACGCAGACAGUCGUUGUGUGCCAUGUUGGCUGAAGGUUUUCUCAGAGUGCUGCUUUACAGGGAGGAGAGAAAGUUUGCCUCUGCUCCCAAGCCGAAGAGAUCACAGACACACACUCAUCGUACGGAGCAGUUCAACAGUAUCCUCUCCGAGUCAGACUCCACAGGCCUACAGGCAGAUUCAGCUGAAACAGAUCCAGACCAGGAAGAAUCUGACCCUAGACCACUGAAAAGCUUGCCUCAAGAUCCUGCAGGCCUCUUAAUUCCUGGGUGCCCACCUGCUCUCACCCUGGACACUGACUUUCCAGUCCGCUUAGACAGUUGUAGCCUCCUUGAGCAGUAUCCAGACCUUCAGGUAGCCGACGCAGGCCGCAUAUCACAGAACCCACUACGAGCCACAGUCCCUCUGCACGGUUUGUACACUCAGCCCCCUGAAGCCCACUGUCCCUCAGAAUGGACAGCCCAACAGGGGCCGCAAGGCGAGCCUGUCUCAUCAAUACCAGACCAGGGUUAUCUGGUUAUGGGGGCCAGUGUGAACAUCAGUUUGGAUCUGCCUGGAUCAGCGCUGGAGCCCAUGUCUAACUCUGUGCUGAACGGGCUGCUGGACAAACAGCUGGAGGAGGUGUACAUGCAGCAUCUGACUGACAACUUGGCUCGCUGUAACUCACACCUGGGCAACAGCCUCCUGCACGACCUGGUGCCUCCGCCGCAGCCCAGCAGCCAGCUGCAGGAGACCGACUCACUGGAGUCCAGUCUGGAACAGGGAGGGGACAACGGUAAGAAGAUUAGUUAUCUGAGCACCCAGAACUUAGCUCCCUGCUCGUCCAACUUCAGCUCCCCCGUGCUGAGGAUCUCAGAGGCUGAAAUUCCUCCUCUCCAGUGAAUACACAAUACCGUCUGCAAAAGUCUUGUGAUGCUCAGCAAAUCUUUUUCUUUACCUCCAUGUUCACACAUACCAACAAGCAACUGAUGCAAGAAAACAAAUGCAAUUCACUGAAUAAAUACAUGCUUUUUUGUUUGUUUACCUUUAUUUACACAAUGUCUUUGUUUACUUACUUGAUGAAUUGAUGCCUUAAAAUUUUGCUGCUCUCAUGCGCCAUCUGCUGUUAUAUUUCAGAACUACAGCUUCCUGAAUUUACCUGAUAUAUAUUUCAUUUGUAUUAAAAGUGGUAUGUUUAAGUUAUUUAUUAUUUUGAAGCAAGUUUAGUUAGUUAGUGUUUAGUUUAUAGGUUAAGAUUUAUGCUGCACAUUGAGGUUGCCUUCAAAAAGAGAUGUAACUUAGUGUUAAUGAAUCAAUCUGGUCUAAAUGAUGAUUCCAGUGAACAAAUAAGCAGUCAUUAUUAUUUUUGAGUUUUUAAGUGCAUUUGGAUUUUAUUUUGUUGAUUUUAUUACCUGGUAAGUGUUAUAUUUGGUUUUAUAUUCUGUCUUUGGCAAGUGAAGGAAAUUCACAUCCAAUAUUCUGCACCCAUGUGGGGUUUUUAGAUUGAUAUUACAGUCUCUAGGUAAUGUUAAUAUAUACAUGAAAUAUAUUAAAUGGUUGAGUGAA
This is a messenger RNA of Plectropomus leopardus (leopard coralgrouper), 1622 nucleotides long. RefSeq lists its product as uncharacterized. NCBI's taxonomy places the organism in Eukaryota, Metazoa, Chordata, Actinopteri, Perciformes, Serranidae. Gene Ontology annotation, biological process: regulation of toll-like receptor signaling pathway. The record is from RefSeq and is a predicted model, not a curated record.